Eubalaena glacialis (North Atlantic right whale) is the source of this 2726-nucleotide messenger RNA. It is a transcript of the gene MCM10, whose product is annotated as minichromosome maintenance 10 replication initiation factor. The transcript has 19 exons. Gene Ontology annotation, cellular component: replication fork protection complex; nucleus. The record is from RefSeq and is a predicted model, not a curated record. Gene Ontology annotation, molecular function: single-stranded DNA binding; DNA replication origin binding. The coding region runs from base 30 to 2651 and encodes 873 amino acids. Lineage: Eukaryota; Metazoa; Chordata; Mammalia; Artiodactyla; Balaenidae. Gene Ontology annotation, biological process: DNA replication initiation; DNA replication.
UUCUCCAUCUCCACUGUUCUCUUGACAGCAUGGAUGGGGAGGAGGAUGAUUUGUCUCUGCUGACCGCACUGCUGGAGGAGAAUGAGUCGGCCUUGGACUGUAAUUCAGAAGAGAGUCAGUCCUUGACCCAGAAAGAUGGUGAACCUGAUGCAUUCGAUGAGCUCUUUGAUGCUGAUGGUGAUGGUGAAUCUUACACAGAGGAGGCUGAUGAGGGAGAAGUGGAAAAGGCUGAAGACCAAAAGGAGAAUUUGGAUGCUCUCUUUGGAGACAUGGAAGACUUAACAGAUGAGGAAGAAGCUCCUACAUCGCAAUCAACUAACAACAGGGCCCUCCCUGCUCCUGCUCCCAGUCAAGGGAAGACUCAUCAGGAAUUGCAAGAUGAAUUAAGGAAGGUGCAAGAGCAAAUGAAGUCCUUACAAGAACAGCUGAAACUAGCGACAAUUAAACAGCCUGCAAGUCCAGCCCGUCUGCAUAAAACCCCAGAUAAGUCUCCACGUCCCCCUCUUAAGGAGAAGAAAGUUCAGAGAAUUCAGGAGUCGUCGUGCUUUUCUGCGGAGCUUGACGUCCCUACUCUACCAAAACCCAAGCGGGUGGCUCGGACACCAAAGGUUUCACCUGCAGAGCCCCAAAGCUCAUCUUUCAGGAUGACAGGUGCACCCUCCCAACCACUCCGAACGACUCCUGGGAACAAGCCUGGUGGGAUGACGAGGGAUCAGAGUGCAGGGACUCCCAGGAGCUCUGGGGAAACAACUCAGACAGUCUCCGUGGAAGCCUUCUCCGGCCUGAGGCUCAGGAAGCCUCGAGUAUCCUCCACAGAAAUGAACAAGAAAAUGACUGGCCGAAGACUGAUCAGACUAUCUCAGCUCAAGGAAAAGAUGGCAAGUGAGAAGCUGGAAGAAAUAGACUGGGUGACAUUUGGGGUUAUAUUGAAGAAAAUCACUCCACAGAGUUCUAACAGUGGGAAAACAUUUAGCAUCUGGCGACUGAAUGAUCUUCGUGACCUGACGCGGUACGUGUCACUGUUCCUGUUUGGAGAGGUUCACAAAGAACUCUGGAAGACUGAACAGGGUACCGUCAUAGGGCUGCUCAACGCGAACCCCAUGAAGCCCAAGGAUGGUUCAGAGGACGUGUGCUUAUCUAUUGAUCAUCCUCAAAAGAUCUUAAUUAUGGGGGAAGCUCUUGACCUGGGAACCUGUAAAGCAAAGAAGAAGAAUGGAGAACCGUGUACACAGACUGUGAAUUUGAAUGACUGUGAAUACUGUCAGUAUCACAUCCAGGCCCAGUACAAGAAGCUCAGCGCCAGGCGAGCCGACCUGCAGUCCACCUUCUCCGGCGGCCGAAUUCCAAAGAAGUUUGCCCGCAAAGGCAUCAGCCUGAAAGAAAGGCUGUGCCAGGAUGGUUUUUACUACGGAGGAGUUUCUUCAGCCUCGUAUGCAGCCUCAAUUGCAGCUGCUGUCGCACCUAAAAAGAAGAUUCAAACCACUCUGACUAAUCUGGUGGUUAAGGGCGCAGACUUGAUCCUUCAGGAAACUCAACAAAAACUCGGAAUACCCCAGAAGAGCUUGUCUUGCUCUGAGGAGUUCAGGGAACUGAUGGACUUGCCUACAUCUGGAGCCAGAAACUUGAAACAUCAUUUAGCCAAAGUCAAGUCAUCAGGGAUCAUGGGGAGCCCGAAACCUGCUUUCCAGUCUAUCUCGGCGUCAGCCCUCUUGAAGCAACAGAAGCAGCAUAUGUUAGAGAUGCGGAAAAAGAAAUCAGAAGAAAUACAGAAACGAUUUCUCCAAAGUGCGAGUGAAGUUGAGAGCCCAGCUGUGCCCUCCUCUUCUCGGCAGCCCCCUUCUUGGUCUCCACCAACGGGGGCUGAGUUCCCCAAGCUGAAAGGAGCCCCAGCCAUACAGAUGCCAAAGCUUGGAAGAGACAUCUCAGAAGGAGAUGAUGUCCUCUUUUUUGAUGAGUCACCACCACCAAGACCAAAACUGAGUGUGUUAGCAGAAGCCAAAAAGUUGGCUGCUAUAACCAAAUUAAGGGCAAAAGGCCAGAUUCUUACAAAAACAGACCCAAACAGCAUUAAGAAGCUAAAGGAACCCCAGAAUGUCCUGGAAGUGAAGGAACGCGUAGAAAAGAACAACACAUUUUCUCCUCAAGCUGAGGAUGAAUUGGAGCCUGCCAGGAAAAAAAGGAGAGAACAGCUUGCCUACCUGGAAUCUGAGGAUUUUCAGACAAUUCUAAAAGCAAAAUCGAGGCACACGGGGAUCCUAAAAGAGGCCGAGGCUGAGCUGCAGGAACACUAUUUUGAGCCCCUGGUGAAAAAAGAACAAAUAGAAGAAAAGAUGAGAAACACCCGGGAAGUGAAAUGUCGAGUCGUGACGUGCAGGACGUGCGCUUACACCCACUUCAAGCCUCUGGAGACCUGCGUCAGCGAGCAGCACAGCUACCAGUGGCACGACGGUGUGAAGAGGUUUUUCAAGUGUCCCUGUGGAAACAGAAGUGUCUCCCUCGACAGGCUCCCCCAAAAGCACUGCAGUAAUUGUGGCCUCUUCAAGUGGGAACGGGACGGAAUGUUAAAGGAAAAGACAGGUCCAAAGAUAGGAGGAGAAACCCUGUUACCAAGAGGAGAAGAACAUUCCAAAUUCCUGAAUAGCCUUAAAUAGCCCCGACUUCAAACAGGUACCCACAGCCUACAUUGCUUCUUGUGGUUCUGGAAAAGCAAGAGUAUUGGCUCUGAA